UUGUUCGUGACAGGAGAACAUUCUGAUGAGGAUCCACUUCCACAUCGCCGACGAGUCCAAAGAAGACAUCUGCACGGCCAGGCAUUGCAUCCCGCACCAGAAGUUCGCCAUGAUGCUCUUCGAACAGUGUGUGUGCAGCAGCUGCGGCGCAUCUUCGGACCCGCUGCCCUUUAUUCAGAUGGUCCAUUACAUCUCCACCACCUCCCUUUGUAACCAGGCGGUGAAGAUGCUGGAGUCCCGACAGAACGCCACCCCGGCAAUGUUCGGGGAGCUGCUGCGGAAGGCCAGCAUGGGCGACCUGCGCGAUUGUCCCAGUCAGUGUGGCCAGCAGCUGCGGAUGGCUCGCGUCCUCCUGAACAGUCCGGAGAUCAUCACCAUCGGCCUGGUGUGGGACUCGGAGCACUCCAACCUGGCCGAGGACGUCAUCCACACCUUGGGAACGUGCCUGCGCCUGGGAGACUUGUUUUACAGAGUGACGGAGGAGAAGGCCCGCCAGGCGGAGCUCUACCUAGUGGGCGUGGUGUGUUACUACGGCCGCCACUACUCCACCUUCUUCUUCCAAACCAAAAUACGACGCUGGAUGUACUUUGACGACGCGCACGUCAAGGAGAUCGGGCCCAAGUGGAAGGACGUGGUGUCGCGCUGCAUCAAGGGCCACUACCAGCCCCUCCUGCUGCUGUACGCCGACCCCCGCGGCACGCCGGUGCCGUCCCAGGACUCGGCGCCGCAGCAUCGCGCCAACAAGCCGUGCUACGACAGCGAGGACUCGGGCCGCGAGCCGUCCAUCUCCAGCGACACUCGCACGGACUCAUCCACGGAGAGCACCUCCUCCCGACAGCCCGCGCCUUCGCACCAUGAGCCCCCGGCCUCUCAACGCCCCCCAGACCCACCCGCAGGCGCCGUCCGCCCCCGACGCCCCGUCGCGCCGCGCCACGCCUCGCUCUGCAGUCUGGAUGCCAUAGGCCACGCGGCGGACGCCGAGCGGCGGCAGACUCUGAGGACGGGAGGCCCGGCCCCGGCUCGGGACAGGAGGCGCGGCUCCAGCCGCCUCCGCAGAGCCAAAGCGGACAACGAAGCCCCUUCGGCCGGUUACCACAGCGAGGGAGAGACACUGAAGGAGCGGCAGGUCCCUCGCCAGGCCCCCAUAUCCUCCUCCUCAAGCAGCCGUCUCCGUGACUUGAGGGAAAGCAUGAGCAACAUGCUCCACAGCCGAACCCUCUCCACCUCCUCUCUGCCGGCCGCCGGCAUCGUCUCCUCCGGUACCCGGGCACCCGCCGCAUCGUCGUCCUCCUCCUCCAACCCUCGCGACCGGGAGGCCGACAGCACCGGCAGCGACCCCAAAUCCAGCUCUGCGGGGGCCGCGGCCUCGGGGAAGUACCGGCCGGCGUGGAGGCCCCGCAGGGAGGCGCUCAACAUCGACAGCAUCUUCACGCGGCGCAGGCAGGGCGGCUACAGCCCGCUGGCCACCCCCCAGACGGGCCACGCCAGGACCCCUGUUGUCGCCGCCGCCACCUCAGAGGAGGAGCGAGGCGCCGCCUUGCUGAGCCAGCAGGAGGUGACGGCGAGCUCCUCCAGGACGCUCCCCGCCGCCGCCUCCUCCCCCAGGGAAGCUUACGCGAUUAGAGGGCAGCCGCCGCCACCUCCGGGGCUGAUCCAGAGGAUGGAGAGCGGAUACGAGAGCAGCGACAGGAACAGCAGCAGCCCCGUCAGCCUGGAGCUCAACUCGCUGGAGCGGGAGAGUGUGGCCGGGCAGCCAUCAUCUUCCGGACCGUCGUGCAAGAACGCGAGAUCCAAGAGUGACGGAGCACUGCUGCAGGACGUCAGCUCGGCCACUAGAGGGGGCGCCGCACCGCCCGCAGGCCGCAGCGAACUGGACGAGCUUCAGGACGAGGUGCUGAGGAGGGCCCGAGAGGAGGAGCGCCUGCGGCAGCAGGAGAAGGACAGGGAGGCCAAGCUCGAGUUCAACCCCAGACCCAGCAAGUACCUGGACCUGGACCAGCUGCAGAUCCAGGGCAAAGGCGACAAUCUCGAUCGGUGCCUGUCGGAGGCGGAGCUUCUGCUGGACCAGUCGGUGCGUCUGGAGAAGGCGGGCGAAGUCGCCGCCGCCCUCUCGGCCGUCAACGAAGCCAUCUCUAAGCUCAGGCUGGCGAGUGAGGGCGGCUCUUGCGGUCACGGUCGACUGCAGCGUGGCAUGAGGAGAGCGCGCGGCAGGCAGCAGCGGCUGCUGUUGUUGCAGCAGCAGUACCAUCAUCCUCCUCAUCAUCCUCAUCAUCAUCAUCAUCAUCAUGACCAGCAGCAGCUGCCCAGUGAAAAGCCUGUCUCGCACCAAAUAUUUCUGACGGACACUUGUGACGACCAAUCAGCGUCCAGCCAAGACCGGCAGGGCCCCGUCCAGCCAAGACCGGCAGGGCCCGCCUCUCCCUCUUCCAUCUCUCCCGCCUCCUUGUCCCAUCACGGACGUGGCCUCCCACACCGGCUCCUCCUAUGA
Molecule: messenger RNA, 2488 nt
Organism: Hippocampus comes (tiger tail seahorse)
Lineage: Eukaryota; Metazoa; Chordata; Actinopteri; Syngnathiformes; Syngnathidae
Product: inactive ubiquitin carboxyl-terminal hydrolase 54-like
Exons: 15
Coding region: 26-2488 (820 amino acids)
Biological process (GO): protein deubiquitination
Molecular function (GO): cysteine-type deubiquitinase activity
Source: RefSeq, a predicted model, not a curated record